UGUUUUGUGCGCUCGAUGACGUUUGUGGCCUGUAGAGCCUCCAGUGUUGUGUUGACACUGGCGGCGCCGUUCUUAUCACGUCCGGAUUAUAUCCAUCACAUCACUCAACUUGAUAAGAUCCGUCACCGUGAUGUGCAGCAAGUGACCAGCACCGAGAUCCUCCAGGCCAGAGUAAGAAAUAUUAAAGCUAUGGCUGAAGUCAUUAUAAGAAAAGUAAGACAAUUUGAUUGCAAGCUGAUGAAGAAGUUGAUGCAAGAAUCGGCUGAAUAUCAGAAAUUCCCACUUUGUUCUAUUAUUACUACCUCAGAAUUGGAGGAAGAUGGAUGGGGAAGCUUCCCUGCUUUUGAAGCACUUGUUGCAGAAGAUAACAAUGGUCUUUUAGUAGGGUAUGCUCUCUACUACUAUACCUACUCAACCUGGGAAGGACGCAGCGUGUUCAUGGACGACCUUUAUGUCACUUCCUCUCAUAGAUACAAAGGCAUUGGCUUCAGACUAUGUCAAAAAUUUAUUGAGAUUGUUCUUGAUGUAAAAUGCGCACGGUGGAACUUAACCAUGUUGAAAAGCAAUACUCAAGCCAUAGCAUUCUUCGAAGGUCAAGGUGCAGUUAACCUUUCCAUAACCGAAGGAUGGGACGUGUUUAGAAUGAAUAAAGAUGCAAUGGAGGCAUUUCUCAACAAAGCCAAAACUAUUGAGGGAGUGAAGAUUAGAGCAGCAACAGCCAAGGACUGUGUUGGCAUUAGGAAACUCAUCCAAGACUUAGCAGACUAUGAGAAGAUGCCCGAAGGACCACAAAUUGAUGACAAAAAACUACAAGAGGAUUGUUUUGGAGAGAUACCAUUUUACAAGGUAUUUGUGGCCGAGGAUGAUGACAUCCUAGUGGGUUAUGUAUUGUUCUUUUAUACGUAUUCUCUGGAUGGAAGAGGUGUCUACAUGGAGGACUUGUACGUGAGCCCCUCGCACCGUGGCAGAGGCAUUGGCUCAGCGCUCUGGAGAAAGGUGGUUCAGUGUGGUAUGAGUGUUGGAGGUUGCAGAUGUGACUUUAGUGUUUUAAACUGGAAUGCUUCAAGUAUUGAAUUCUACAAGCUUAAAGGAGCAACCAAUUUAACAAGUGAGAAAGGACACCAGAUGUACAGAAUUAAAGAAAGCAUUAUGAAGAAAUUUGUUAGAGAGUAAUAGCUUUAGCAAGUUGGUUGGUUGGCUGUUUAAGUAUUUCAACCUCUCCAUAUUUUAUGUAUUUAAAUGGUUUAAAUAUCAGUACUAAAUUGAUAAAAACUACAGCCUCUGCAGAUAUUGCAACUUCCUUUAUUGCAGCCUCCAUUGAGGUUCCACCUUUCCCUAUACUUGUACUAUAUUGCAGUUUUUGUUAACGUUCCAUUUAAUACCCCCCCAGUAUUGCAGUUUUAAUCGAGAUUCAAACUUCCCUUGUACUCUAAUAAGUGCAGAUCUAAUUUAGCCACACCUAAUCUAACUGUACAGCAUUGUACAUAUAAUUUCUGUUUAUCAAAUAUGUGCAUAGUGCUCUGAAGAGCUAAGGAGUCUUUUAUCAAACUCUGUAAUGAUCAGUAUUGGUGUCCUAUUGUUGGGGACAGGAAACCUGUUAAGCUUAUUGAGGUCUCUGUAGUCAGUGACCACCCUUCUCCAGGAUGUAACCGGCAACACUCUACAAAACUCUUGGGUAACUAUACAUUAACAGAGGCAGCUAGUGUAUGAAAAUAUGCCCUGAAAUCGACCCCAAGAUCAAUAAACUGUAAGCAAACCACAUUAUUCAUUGAUACAUGUAUUAUAAGCCUAGAUUUUGCAUUCUUGUAAAACAUUCAUAUCAUAAUUGUAUGUUGAACAUCUUUUCUCUUCCGCAUCAUCUACCAAUUCUAUUUAUUUAUCUACACUACACCUUAUUGGUUUGCCCUCUGCUGUGUUGAUUAUAUUUGUUUAUCUUUUAUUCUAAUUUCUUGAUAACGUAUACAAUUUUAUUUCUUAAAAACUAUUUAGAUACAGAGAGAGAUUCCUUUAGUUUUGGGUGAUGUGUUUGGUUAGAAUAAUUUACUCUCAACUACAGGGAAAGAACUUACUGGUUAAGUUCCUUUGUGUGUGGGAAUGUGUAUUAUGUAAAUAAAAUUCAUCAAAGAA
Procambarus clarkii (red swamp crayfish) is the source of this 2127-nucleotide messenger RNA. RefSeq lists its product as uncharacterized. Gene Ontology annotation, molecular function: N-acetyltransferase activity. NCBI's taxonomy places the organism in Eukaryota, Metazoa, Arthropoda, Malacostraca, Decapoda, Cambaridae. The record is from RefSeq and is a predicted model, not a curated record.